AUGCGUUACAGAAAAAGUAGUUUUUGCGUUCUUAAUCCUUGUACCGGAGAAUACUUUAACCUUCCCACGAUAGACAAUGAAGGAAGUAUAGUUGGUGGAUUUGGUUAUGAUCCUUCAACUAGCAAUUACAAAAUUGUUAGAAUUGAGUACUUAAAAGACAAAGGAUACGUUCAAGUAUAUACUCUCGGUAGUAGUGGAUGGAGAAGUAUUGGAGAAAUUAAUCAUCAGUUACGUCGUCAUAGGGAAGGUGUACUCUGGAAGGGAUCCCUUCAUUGGUUGGACGUUAACCAAGGCAAGGUUUUGGCUUUUGAUUUGGCAGAUGAAACGUUCCGCAGAUAUCUCCCAGAAACACCAUGUAUUAACAUAAAUACUGAAAUAACCCAGUUCAAGCUGUUGGGAGGGUAUUUGAGCAUUGUAGCUGUGGAUCGACGUAUUAGGCGUGUAAACAUAUGGGCACUUAAAUAUACACAGCACAAGAAUGAUGACAUUCUUCUCGAAGUGGGAAAAUAUCAAUGGAGUUUGGAGUUUAGUAUACCAUUUUUUGCUUCUCCAUACGGGUAUACAGUAGAUUGUAACUAUGAUCCGUUUGACAUUACUAAAAACAAUGAAGUUCUCUUAUGGCACACAUUAAAGCCACAGGGAUGGAGUACCACUCCAACAUUCCUUUUUCGCUAUGACCCCAAAACUGACACAUUAAAGGAGGUUUUGCAUUGGAAAACUUAUCAUAUUGUUACAUUCAAGGGAAUUCCGCAUGUCAACAGUCAUGUGUCAUUGAAAGCUCUGGGAGUCGAUUCAAAGACAACUAAAGUUGCAGCACACUGUGCGGAUCACUGA
This is a messenger RNA of Papaver somniferum (opium poppy), 834 nucleotides long. Its product is annotated as F-box protein At1g47340-like. The record is from RefSeq and is a predicted model, not a curated record. The coding region runs from base 1 to 834 and encodes 277 amino acids. The transcript has a single exon. NCBI's taxonomy places the organism in Eukaryota, Viridiplantae, Streptophyta, Magnoliopsida, Ranunculales, Papaveraceae.